Didymodactylos carnosus is the source of this 3856-nucleotide messenger RNA. The record is from the annotation of a GenBank genome assembly. NCBI's taxonomy places the organism in Eukaryota, Metazoa, Rotifera, Eurotatoria, Philodinida, Philodinidae.
CGAAAGUCGUGUAUGUGAUGCUUGUUAUAAUGAACUUACAGCAGUAACAAAACAGUCGCCAAUCAUAACAUCGUCACCACGACCUCGUGUGCAAUUAGUGAAUGUUACACGUGAUCCGGAUCAAACAAUAUUAUUUUCAGAUUUUCGAUAUGACUCUAAAUCUUUAUGGGUAGCAUUACAAGAAGAUCUGGAGUUACAUGUUUAUGGUGCCCGAUUAGAUAAGGCUGAAGAUUUCUCAAUUAAGUUAAAAACAAUUCAUGAGUGUUCAUACGAUUAUGACAGUCACACAAUCACUAUACGUGAAACAUCAACAAGCAAACCACAUAUAUUUGUAUUUGAUACUACACAUCAAAUAUAUUUACCAAAAAAUGAUAUUAUAGCAAAUAAAAUUGAAGAAAAAAGUAAAAUUCAAAGUGGCUACGAUACUCAUUUUGAUUUAUGGCGUGAAGCGAUCGAGGCGGCACGAACAUCAACUUAUCCACCAUGGUAUAUAAAUAAACGUGAUAGUUUAGAUUCAGAUGUAAGUGUGAGAUCAUAAAGUAUUUUUAUAUUAUAGUAUAUAAUAUUUUGGUGCUAAUUCUAUUUUUUUCAUAACUAAACAUAUAUAUCUUUAUUUUUUAUAUAUGUUUAUCUAUUUUUUGUUUGUGUAUUUUAUUAUCUAAACGGAUAUUACUACUUGUUUCGUUUGUUAUCCACAUAAGUCGGAAGAGUAAGCGUCAAAUAGACGAAAAAAAUUGUGAUUAGUAUAUAAUCUGUUUUUGUGCAAUUUAGACUACUUCUACAAAUUCCAACGGACAAUUUCAUUUUAGUUGUUUUCUUCUUCACUAAUCGCUUAAUAAUUUUUAUUGUUUGUUCUUUUAUUUUUUUUUUUGUUUUUAUUUUCCUGUCAAAUCAAUGCAGAUCGAACGAGUAUAAUAUAAUUAGUCAAAACGAGUAAAAACUGUUGUUACCAAUCGUUAGUCAACUGAAGACUUCUGAUUGUAUCAUAAUAAUCUAUUUUCUUGAAACCUUUUUACAUCUAGUUCUUUUAAAAUAAACACGCGUAGACAUUGAAGAUAUACACCAGUUAGUAUAUUUCUGUGAUUCAGACGUUCUCAAAUUUGAAUGAUAGAUGGAAAAAUGAAUUUUAUCCCUUCCCAUCAUCUAUUUGAAACAUUAAAAAGGCACAAAAAGACGCUUGCAUAUCGCCCAUAGGGCUUUAGAGAGCAGGUCUAAACAAUUGAGAACCUAAUGAAUGAAUUGACAGAGUUUAAUAAUCUACUAAAUACAGAUUAAAUCUUAAUUCUAUUGCCUGGUUAUCUAAUGAUAUUAAAUGCAUGGUAAUCUUUUUACUUUACGUUUUCUUCUUAUUCAACUUUGGAUUUUUUUAAAUUUUCACGCUUUAAGUAUUUUUCUUAAUUAAGUCAGAAAUCAUCAAGCGUUUCUUUUUUUACUGUCAGUAGAACUUAAAUGUCAAAUUAUCUAUUCUUUCUCUUAAUUCUUAUAUUUCUACCUGAGUGAUGUAUUGACUGGUUCCUCUGGAUCCGCGGACUCUAAGUGGCAAUAUGUGGAUUGAUACCCUUCUUAUUUUAUUUUUAAUAUUAUAUUUUAUCUGUUUCACGUAACUUCCUAAAUACGACCAAAAUUUAAGCCAAUCAGUAUAAUUCGCAAUCAGUGGUCGCAAAUUGGAACGAGUAAAGUUACAUAUUCUGCGUUUCCAAAAAAUGACCAUUUUUUAAUUAAUGAGUAAUGAACAAUCGUAAUUUGAAAUAGAGAUAUAGAAAUUGGUCACUUUGUCAAAACACUAUAUCAAUAUAACAAUAAUAGGGUAUAUAACUAUAUAUAAUAAGAAUUGGUGCUCGGAUAAAAGCGAUAUUUGAGCUCGGUGUGCUUAAUUGGCUUUAAAAUGAAAGAAAUGAGCUCGGUUCCAAUAAAAUUCUAUUUUAUUUAUGUAAAUGAGAGUUUUGAGCUGGAAAAUUAAUUUAUACUCUGAAAAAAUACAAAUGAGCUCAGUUAAUUUUAUUUUUGACGGUAAAAAGAGAGAAUUGAGCUCGGCAAUGAAUUUAAUAAAAUUAAUUAAUGAGUUUACCAGUAGCAAAGUAUACCGAGUAAGAAAAGAAUAAUUCAAGAACAAAAUAAAUGUUAGAUUACAAUAGUUUUUUUACUAAUAUUCAGUCUUUUGUUAAAGUUAAUUUAACUUUCUUUCGACGAUCGUUUCUCCGGCUUAUCCCAAGUGGUUGUGGAACGUUACGCACUACUUCCAUAUCAAAAUUGUAAUGGUAAUAACCACUGGUCUUCAAAAUAUGUUGUGAUAUCAUCGUUUAUACUUAAUUAUACUUGAACCAACGAUAAUUUAUUAAUUAAACCAACAGUGGCAUUGUGUGAUUUUGAUACCUGUGUGUUGAUUUUGACGUUUUUUUGAACAUCAUUAUACAAUUUAUCUAACGAGAAUAUUGGUAAUUAAUUUCUACUAGCAUUUCUAAGUUAUAUUCAUCCUAUUAAAUUACUAAGAAUACCAGGACAAAUUAAUCUAAGUUAAAGAAAAUUAUUCUGAAAGAAUAGAUUUUAUGCUUAUAUUUUCGAGCACAUCUUCACUUCUAGAAUAAAUAUAUAGUUCUAUUAGGUAACGUAUUUAUCACACAUCGCAUCAGAUACGAUCGUCAUUUUUUAUCUUUUCAUACUGACCUAUAUGUUUCGCUUUGUGCCGGCUAUAGUCCUAAGUAUUCUCUGCAUAAUCCCACAAAUCUAACUGCUUCAACGUAAUAGUUCAAAGUAUUCGAAAAAUGCUAUUCAUUUAUAUGUAGCAGUCUUGUUUAAAAUUAAUUAAAAAUUAUUAUGAAAAAAUUCCAGUUGUCUAAUUUCAGUUAUUCUCGCUGUUCAGGAAUAUUUUUAAAUGUGUCUGAUGAAAAGAACAUAGUUUAAAAUCUCUAAACAUCCAGUUUCAUAAAAAUCAGUUCGAUCGUUCAUGCUAUGGCUUAGCCUAACUUUCUCAUGCAACAUACUUAUUGAUGGCCUUUCAAUGUAGAAUGAGCCGAUUAAACUGGCAUAUCUCAAAAAGCAUCAAAUUAUUCAUCCAUUACAUCUACUGAUAAUAUAUCUGUUUUGUAAAAGCCGCAUCCUAUGUCAAACAAAUAUGAAUGACAAUGAUCAACCUGUUUGUAUGAAAUAAGAAUGAGAUUCACGUACACAUGCUCGGUAAUCGUCUUUUAAACUACCUGUUUGAUGUAGUUAUCUAAUGUUGAAUAAAUAUAACUAUAGCGCACGUAAAUCUUGAUGAUUCGAUCAAAUACACAUAAAUGUAUAAGUCUACACAAAAUUGGACGCGUUCCUUUUUUUGUCAAUUUUUUUGUGCUAAAAGUCGAUAGUAAAGAAAAGACACAAUAUGUCCGAUGUUACGACAUAAUGAUGGUUAAGAUAAGAGGAAAAUAAGAAAUCCAUUAACACAACAGUUUCAAAGCGUUCAUUGAUCGUUGAAACGGUUGACUGAGUAUUCCCAAAUGAAAAAGACAUCUCAUUUGUCAUGGAAUCUAUUCGUAACUAAAGAAGAUGAUAAACUUUGUUUAAUCAAGACAAGACGAUCCUACAAUAUUAAUAGGAUUUACUUUCGUCUUUUUAUAUUUUUUUAUGCAAAAACUAAUAAAAAUAUCUAGUGGUAUUAAAAAGAAAUGCAAAAUGUAAAAAAAUGAAUAAUAUUUGUAUUCAGUUUAAAAGCAAACACUUAUUUUCGUCAAUUUUUGACGUUGAUUUUAGUCAGAUUAGAGUAUCAAGAUAUCUAAACACCUUGUUGAAAGAAUUGUCUAAAUUCAUUUUGAUCUAUCGAACCGUCUUUAUUAAUAUCUGCGGCAGAGAACGCUGCCUGUGUGGGAUCAAACCCACC